Molecule: messenger RNA, 3601 nt
Organism: Capra hircus (goat)
Lineage: Eukaryota; Metazoa; Chordata; Mammalia; Artiodactyla; Bovidae
Gene: SLC38A1
Product: solute carrier family 38 member 1
Exons: 18
Coding region: 1003-2463 (486 amino acids)
Biological process (GO): amino acid transmembrane transport; L-glutamine transport
Molecular function (GO): L-glutamine transmembrane transporter activity
Source: RefSeq, a predicted model, not a curated record
AGCGCCCCGCAACCCCUCCCUCGCUGCCUCUCUUUCCGAUGCUCAACCUUCGCCGGCUGCGGUCGCCGCAUCCUCGGCGGACGGCGACAAGGAGGCAGCCAGGGGCGGCCGCCUAGGCAAGAGACACCAUGUGAUGGGCAUCGCUCAGUGACACGCAGCUUCGGUUAAAGAGCGGACGCGCAGGAGGGGAGGCGACGGCAGGCGAGACGCGGAUGAAUAGCCUGAACAGCUAAACCAUCGCGAGCCAUGGAUGCGCAAGGGCGACGCGUCCCCCAGUAGGAGAUGACUGAUUUGAUUCGAAAACCUCUGCGGCCAAGCGAGCGGAUGUGAGUGCGAGCCUGGCGAGUACCGUGUGGGUAAGGGUUGCUGGUGGGGGGAGCUUCUGAUGCAAUCGGCCCCGAAAGGAGGAGGAGAGCCAGGAGUGCGCGGGCUGGGGCGGCACGCCGCUCCGCCUGAAGGUCGCCGCCCUUCACCUUCCUCGGAAAUCCGCCACGCCACGCCGAGCCUCCCCGCCCAGCCCUCGCUGACGGAGGGCACCUUUCAUCCGCCAAGGCAGCCAGACCUUGACACAAAGGACAUCGCAAGGCUGGGGGAAAAUCCGGGAAGGGCGGAUACCACUUUUCCCCCCUUUUUUUCUUGGCCCGAGAUACUUAUCAAGUGUCUACUGUGUGCCAGGCACUAUAUCUAUGUGCAUAGAAAGACCCCUGAAGCUGAUAUUCCAAUAUAUAUAUACAGUGAUCGUCUCUGCUUGCUGAGAUAACAGAAAUUUUUCGUCUAGUACCCUAUUUCCUGCAAGUUUAUGGAGAGAAAAGGACUCCUUAGCCCAGAUUGGAAUCGCCAUCCACUGAGUGAACUUUCUAGAAGCCCUGCAGGAUCGCUUCAGUAACCUCUGAGGGAGUCAUUUAGGGGUGUCAGCCUUAUAUUUUUGCUGCUGUCCAGUUGUAAAUAUUCUCAGAAAAAGAGAAUUUGGACCCAUUUUUUGACGACAGGUAGUUUCUAAACAUGAUGCAUUUCAAAAGUGGACUCGAACUAACUGAGUUGCAAAACAUGACAGUGCCCGAAGAUGAUAACAUUAGCAAUGAUUCCAAUGAUUUCACUGAAGUAGAAAAUGGUCAGAUAAACAGCAAGUUUAUUUCUGAUCGUGAAAGCAGAAGAAGUCUCACCAACAGCCACUUGGAAAAAAAGAAAUGUGAUGACUAUAUUCCAGGAACAACCUCCUUGGGCAUGUCUGUUUUUAACCUAAGCAACGCCAUUAUGGGCAGUGGGAUUUUAGGACUCGCCUUCGCCCUGGCAAACACUGGAAUCCUACUUUUUCUGGUACUUUUGACUUCAGUAACACUGCUGUCUAUAUAUUCAAUCAACCUGCUGUUGAUCUGUUCAAAGGAAACAGGCUGCAUGGUUUAUGAAAAGCUGGGAGAACAGGUCUUUGGCACCACAGGGAAACUCGUCAUCUUUGGAGCCACCUCCCUACAGAACACUGGAGCAAUACUGAGCUACCUCUUCAUAGUAAAAAAUGAGCUACCUUCUGCCAUAAAAUUUCUAAUGGGAAAGGAAGAGGAAUUUUCAGCCUGGUACGUGGAUGGCCGCCUGAUGGUGGUGGUAGUUACCUUUGGCAUAAUUCUCCCUCUGUGUCUCUUGAAGAACUUAGGUUAUCUUGGCUAUACGAGUGGAUUUUCCUUGAGCUGUAUGGUUUUUUUCCUAAUUGUGGUUAUCUACAAGAAAUUUCAAAUUGCCUGUUUUGUUCCAGAGCUAAAUUCAACAAGUCCUAAUUCAACAAAUGUGGACAUGUGUACGCCAAAAUAUGUUACCUUCAAUUCAAAGACCGUGUAUGCUUUACCAACAAUUGCGUUCGCUUUUGUCUGCCACCCGUCGGUCCUGCCAAUUUACAGUGAGCUUAAAGAUCGAUCACAGAAAAAGAUGCAGAUGGUUUCAAAUAUCUCCUUUUUCGCCAUGUUUGUUAUGUAUUUCUUGACUGCCAUUUUUGGCUAUUUGACAUUCUAUGAAAGCGUGCAGUCCGACCUUCUCCACAAGUAUCAGAGUAAGGAUGACAUCCUUAUCCUGACGGUACGGCUGGCAGUCAUUGUGGCCGUCAUCCUCACCGUGCCCGUGUUAUUUUUCACGGUUCGAUCUUCUUUAUUUGAACUGUCUAAGAAAACAAAGUUUAAUUUAUGUCGUCAUGUCUCGGUGACCUUCAUACUCCUGGUUAUUAUGAACUUGUUGGUGAUCUUCAUACCCUCCAUGAAGGAUAUUUUUGGAGUCGUUGGCGUUACAUCUGCUAAUAUGCUUAUUUUCAUUCUUCCUUCAUCUCUUUAUUUAAAAAUCACAAGCCAAGAUGGGGAUAAGGGAACUCAGCGAAUUUGGGCUGCCCUUUUCUUGGCUCUGGGGGUGUUGUUUUCCCUGGUAAGCAUUCCCUUGGUCAUCUACGACUGGGCCUACUCAUCAAGUGGUGACGAAGGCCACUGAGACCAGCUGAGAAAAACAGUCAAGUUACCACGCAUCAGCAACCCUUCAUCACUUCGUCUGCAAGUUUACAGAAGCAAACAGAAAUUUACAAGAUACACAAUGAAAUAAUACUUUGGAAGCAAAACAAGAGACCUGUUUCUAUCAUGCCUCAUGCCCCUCCAGGAUUGGGGAUCAAUUUUAAGAUUGUGGAUUUUUUGGUUCCAAAUUUCAUGCAAUCAUAUUUUCCAGUACUUUUCACAGUUGAUUGUUUUUCACUCUACUAACUCUAUUUUUUUGUGAUUUCAUCGUCUCUUAGAACUUUGAAGACAUGAUCACCCAUCGUGUUUAUUUAUUGUACAUCCAGAUUCUGAAAUAAUUUUCCUACUGAUAUUCAGCUUAUAUCUGUACCUUUUUAGCAGAGAAAAGAAUCUUGAAUUGUAUAUAUUUAUUUUGCUUUACAGAAAAAAAUGGUUUCGUAAAUAAUUUGCCUAUUUUGGUUAAAAUAGCACAUAGGGAUAAUCAGAUGAGAGUCACAGGGCACAUACCCUUGUUGGAUCAGAGAAUGCCCAAUAUUUGAGGCAGCUCUGAUCACCUGGCAGGCAAGCUUCAGCAGCUCAUGACCUCGCUGGCAUUCCAUCCACUCUGUGCAGAGACCUUCUCUAGCGAGUGUUCUCAGCUCGGAAAGGGGUGGGAAUGAUUCUUAACCUUGGUAAAUAUACUGAACUACACAUAUGGGUUAUCUAGCAAAUGAAGUUUUGUUUCCCUCUGUCAAAGUUACUCUAUAUAAUCUGAGUCAGCUUUUGUUGGGGAAGACCCAUGACAUCUUUAUAACAAAUUGAGAAGCAAGAGUCCUACAAAAAGAUUGUCCAAAAUGCAUGAGGAAAUAUUUUUCAGAUGCAGAUAGCCUUCAGCCCAACAACUAUAUUGUUGAAGGGGGAAAAACAUUUUCUUAAAUUAUAAACCCAGCAGCUUCUACUCAUGUCCAUCAGCUUUUUGCACAGAAAAUCAUGUGUAUCUAACCAAGGCUGAUCUAGGGAAAGUAAGUCCUGUUUUAUAUUAGGUACUUUGGGGGUGGGGGGUCUUUAAAAUAUUUGUUUUAUACCUAUGAAAGUGAAAGUGUUAGUUGCUCAAUUGUGUCUACCUCUUUGCAACCUCAUGG